Messenger RNA from Cordyceps fumosorosea ARSEF 2679, 1641 nucleotides. Its product is annotated as DnaJ domain protein. The transcript has a single exon. NCBI's taxonomy places the organism in Eukaryota, Fungi, Ascomycota, Sordariomycetes, Hypocreales, Cordycipitaceae. Bases 1 to 1641 code for a protein of 546 amino acids. The record is from RefSeq and is a predicted model, not a curated record.
AUGGCUCCUCUCCCGCCCGACCCUUACAAGAUCCUCGGCGUCUCCAAGGAUGCGCAGCUAACCGAGAUCCGCUCAUCUCACCGAAAACUCGUCCUCCAGUGCCAUCCCGAUAAAGUCCAAGAUCCCAAGCUCAAGGCGGAUAAGCAGACCGAGUUCCAGCGCGUCCAGCAGGCUUAUGAGCUUCUUACCGACAGUGAGAAGCGUCAAAAAUACGACGACCAGGUCAAACUUGAGGAACUUCGCCGCCUUAUGAAGGAAAAAGCAAACAUCUCGACCCCCAAAUCUUCGGCCAAGUACACGAGCGAGUUCGAGAUUCGCACCACGGACAGGGGCUCCUCCGCUUUCAAGUCGUCGCCCUCGUCCGCCAAAGUCUACACUUUUAGCCGCAGCUACGACGAUGACUACGCCACUGGCGGCACUCGCAUUUUUGAGGCCAGGAGCAACCGCUCCUCCAAACGCGACCCCAGCUUCGCCGAACGACAAUCCAAGCGGGAAUCGGAAAAGGAGCGGGAAAAGGAUAAGGAGCGCGACCGUGAACGUCGCCGCAAGGAGGAAAAGAAGCGUUCAGACAAGCAGCGCGAUCGAGACAUCAAACGUGACGCCGAAGAAAAGUAUCGCUCCCGGAACGCCAAGCCCUCAGUGGAGGUUUUCGAAGACGAACCGCCCAAGUCGGAGCGUAAACGGUCCAGUAAGAAGCACGACGACAAAGCUGGUCGCACCUCACCCCGCGAUGAAGUGCCCAUUCCUUCCCCACGCGCGCCACCUAUCAGCAACACCUUCUACUCCUCCACCGACCGCAACACUUACGACACAGCAUCCAAGUACGUGCAGGCGUCCCGAGGCACCCCUGGCUUGGGCCGUUCCUACUCGUACACGACCCGCUCCCCGUAUCCCCCGGCCGCGCCUUCGCCGCCGCCCAGCAACAUGAAGAAGGCGUAUCUCGAGGAAGACUCGGAAUCUGAGGAUUGUGUGCGCCGCUCCUCAGCUGCACCCUCGCGCCGCGGCUCGGGCGAUGGUCCGCGAAUCUCGCGCGAGCGCUCCGCCUACCGUCAACCCUCGCAUGAGGUCCUCGAGGACGACGUUCAUGUUGCUUCAUCGCCUGCCGCCCGCCACACAGCAUCGUUCAGUCGCUCGAUGCCGAUGGGCAGCUCACCACCUCGUCAUGAGAUGCAGCUGCCCCGCGUCAACUCGAUGCCGCAACCCAGCUUCGCGCGGCCCGGCCCUGGCAUCACGCGCGCACACACCUUUGCCUCGGACAUGCCGCGCGGCCGAGACCGGUCACGCAUGCAUGCGCAAGCACCUAUCGAGUCGGAAUCUGAAGAGGAGUAUGAACGAGAGCGAGAGCGGAGAUACCGCAGCCGCAGGACGGCGUCGCCCGAACAUGUGAACCCCGUACGGUACGAGGUGGAUGGCUCUCGGCGCACCCACCGCAUGCCGCCGCAAAUGCCAGUGGGCGUUGACCCCGGCCAUGGCCACUACUUGUACACGCAGCCUGUCCGUGAAACCCGCGCGCCGCCAGUCUACCGCGAGAGCAGCCACGCCAUGCCGCCCACCGGACGCUACCAGACCGUCAAGACGACCAGAUAUGGCGAUGUUCGAUACAGCGAGUAUCCCCCGUAUAACGGCGCCGUCCGGGCUUGA